Apis laboriosa (Himalayan honeybee) is the source of this 3695-nucleotide messenger RNA. It is a transcript of the gene SMC6, whose product is annotated as structural maintenance of chromosomes protein 6. Gene Ontology annotation, molecular function: single-stranded DNA binding; ATP hydrolysis activity; damaged DNA binding. Bases 239 to 3454 code for a protein of 1071 amino acids. The record is from RefSeq and is a predicted model, not a curated record. The transcript is spliced from 19 exons. NCBI's taxonomy places the organism in Eukaryota, Metazoa, Arthropoda, Insecta, Hymenoptera, Apidae. Gene Ontology annotation, biological process: double-strand break repair via homologous recombination. Gene Ontology annotation, cellular component: Smc5-Smc6 complex; nucleus; site of double-strand break.
UGCACGUACAUCGUAGUUAUAUUCCUUGAAAAACGUUGAAGCAAUUAAGUUAUAAAUAGAAGAAUUUACAAUAUUUUGAUUAAAUGAAGAAUAUAAUAUUUCUAUAAUGAUUCAAGAUUGUUCAUAAAUAAUAAAAUCAAUGUUUGUAAGAAUGCUGGUUUAUGACACUUGAUAUUGCGCGGCUAUUUGAAUAAAUAUAUAAUCUAUAUGUACUUAGAUCAUAAAUACUUUUGAAAUCAUGGAAAAUAAUAUAAACAAUGAACGAAAAAGAAAAUCUACAGAAUUAGAUGAAUUUCAAUCUAAACGUAUAAAAGAAAAAGAGAAUACUUUUCAUUUUACAGAAGAAUGUAAAACAGGAAAAAUAAAGAAAAUUCUAAUACGAAAUUUCAUGUGUCAUGAUGCUUUGGAAGUGACAUUAAAUCCAAAUGUAAAUUUUAUUAUUGGUCGUAAUGGAAGUGGUAAAAGUGCAAUAUUAACAGCUUUAACAAUUGGUCUUGGUGCUAGAGCAAAUGUUACUAGUCGUGGAGCAUCUGUGAAAAGCUUUAUAAAAAAGGGAAAAAAUACGGCAACUAUUGAAGUAACUUUAUUUAAUAAAGGAUCUAUGGCAUAUAAACCUGAUAUUUAUGGUGAUUCAAUAAUAGUUUUUCGAAGUAUUGGAACUACAUCAUUUUAUAAAUUAAAGAAUUGGAAAGGAGAAGUGGUUUCAACAAAACGAACUGAAUUAAUUAAUAUAUUACGAGCAAUGAAUAUUCAAAUAGAUAAUCCUAUUUCUAUAUUGAAUCAAGAUAUAUCAAGAACAUUUUUAGUAUCAUCCAAACCAGAAGAAAAGUAUGAAUUAUUUAUGAAGGCAACAUUAUUAGAUAUUAUUGGUAAUAAUUACAAAGAAGCUGAAUUGAUAUGUGAACAAGAAUAUGAAAAAUUGAAACAAUAUAACGAAAUUUUAUCAGAAGCUAGAAAAGAAGUAGAACAACUUAAAAUAAACAUAAAAAGAGCAGAAGAAAUCGAUAAAUUCCGUAAUGAAGUAAUUACACUUGAAAUGGAAUUAUUUUGGGCAAUUGCUAUAUCUGAAGAAAUCAAAUUGCGAAAGGUUGAAGAAGUUUUGAAAAAAUGUGAAGAUAAUUUAAAACAACUUCAAGACACAGAAUUAUCUGCAGAAUCAAAAGAUGAAGAAAUGAAUAAAAAUAUUCAAAAAUUGAAAAAAGAAAUUAAAUCUGCAGAAGAGGAAGUUAAUAAUAAUUUUGAAAUAUAUAAUAAAGCAAAACAAGAAUAUAAUAUAAACAAAAAUACACAUUCAAUAAAAGUACGAGAAUGGCGUUCUAUUCAAAAUAAAAUUAAAAGAUUAGAAGAUGAUAUUAUUACACUUCGAAAAGAAAUUCAACGAUUGGAAAGUGGUGAUAAUACAGAACAAAAUGAAAAAAAUCAAAUAAAACAGCAAUUAAUUAAUUUAGAACAAAAAUUAGAUGAAACUGAAGCAUUAUUAAGGACUAAGCAAACUUAUCAAAUGCACUUAGAAACUGAUAAAAUGCGUCUUUUGAAAGAAAUUCAAGCAUCAAAAAUUGAAAUCAAUAAUUGUGAAAAACGCAUAGAGAGAAUUAAGUUAGAUUUAAAUACAAGGAAAAAAUAUUCUGAUAAUAUAUUAACUAUAUUUGGUCGAAAUAUACCACGUCUUUUGAGAAGAAUUGAAGAGGAAUAUAGUAAUGGAAAUUUUAAAGAAAAACCACGAGGUCCACUUGGGGCAUAUAUAAAAAUGAAAGAUCCAAUAUGGGCUCCAGCUGUUGAAAGUUAUUUAGGAGCAAAUACUUUUAGUACAUUUUGUGUAGACAAUAGUCAUGAUGCCAAAGUAUUAAAUGCCAUUAUGAAAGAAAUUUAUUUGAAUGAAAGAACUCCACAGAUUAUAUGCAGUAAAUUUUAUAAUGCUGUUCAUGACGUUCGUGCACAUUGUACUAGAUCACCAUAUUUUUCUAAUCUUUUGGAUGCAAUGGAUAUAUCAGAUCCAGUUGUAGCUAAUUGUUUAAUAGAUCAACGUGAAAUUGAAUGUGUUUUAUUAAUUCCAACUAGUAAAGAAGCAGCUGAAAUCAUGUCAGAUGUUUCCAAAGUUCCAGGAAAUUGCAAAAGAGCUUUUACUCAACAAGGUGAUAUGUUUUAUCCAGAUCCACAUUAUAGAAGUUAUGGUGGAUCGCGUGGUUUAAAAGCUAGAUUUCUUCAAGUUUCUGUUACAGAUACUAUUAAUGCAUUGGAAGAAGAAAUUCGUAUAAUAGAUAAUGAAAAAAAUACUAUUACAAAAGCAUAUAGAAUAGCUUGUGAAAAAGAAAAACGUACAAGUUCUGAAUUAAGCUCUGUUAGUGCAAAUGUGACAAAACUUCAUGCUAUUCAAAAUCAAUAUAAAUCAUUAAUUAAUGAUCUAAAAGAUAAAAUUGAAGCUAACGAAACUAUAUCUGUAACAGUGUUUAAAAAUGAAUUAAAUGAAUUAGAAAAAAAAUUACAUGAAGAAAAAUAUGAAGAAGCAAAUUUGAAUAAAAGUGUUCUCAAAUGUCAAAAAAUAGUUGAAUCUUUAGAAGAAGAAAUUAAACGCCAUAGAGAAUUAAGACAAAAUUUAGAUUUGAAAAUUAUACCUUUGAAAGAAAAUAUAAAAGAAUUGGAAAAUGAAAAAGAAGCAUUGCAUGUAAAGACACGUUACACUGCAAAAAAACUGCAGACAUUACAUCAAGCUUUACAGAAUGCAGCAGCUGAAUUUGAACAACAACAAAGAUGUACAAACAAAGCUGUAUCUGAUGCUACAGAUCGAUGCAAUAGAAUAGAUACAUCAAGAUCAAUUAACGAACUUGAAAGAUUAUCUAAAGAUUUAAAAAAUAAAAUUUUUGAAAUAGAACGACAAUUCGGUACUAUUGAAGAAUUACGUAAAGAAUUAAAAGAAAAGGAAGCAAAAUGUGGCAAAGAUUUACAUUUGGCUUCCAAAAUUGAGAAAAAUUAUCAAUUACAUCUAAAACGACUAGAAACUCGAAGAGAUUUAUUUUCUAAUAUGAAACAAAAGUAUGGAGAAAAUAUUAGAAAUUCAUUUUCAGAUGUUCUCGCUUUACGAAAUAAAAAAGGGAUUAUAAAAAUUGAUCACGCACGAAAAGUACUUGAACUUGAAAUACAUUCGCCAAACGAUAAUAAAAAACCAAUGAAUGAUGCAAGAUCAUUAUCAGGCGGUGAAAGAUCAUAUUCGACUGUCGCUUUUAUUUUAGCUCUUUGGGAUUGUACUGGUUUACCUUUCUAUUUCCUUGAUGAAUUUGAUGUUUUUAUGGACAAAGUAAAUCGGCGAGUCAUAAUGGAUAUUCUUUUGGAUCAUACUAAAACACAUCCACAAAGUCAAUUCACUUUUUUGACUCCCUUAGAUACAUCCAAUGUUUUUGCAGAAGAUUAUGUAACAAUACAUAAGCUAGCUUCUCCAGUAAGAGGAAAUCAAGAAUAAAAAAACAAAACAAACCAAUUUUUUCUUAAAAUAUGAUUUAUAUUAUUAUUUAUGAAUAUUAUAUUAAUAUACAUUAUUAUAGUUAUGAUUAAAAGACAAAAUACUUUAUAAUUAGAUUUUAAAAAAUAAUGCUUGUUCUAUUAUAUUAAUUAGAUUAUAUGAUUAUUAGAAUUACAAAUACAAUAAGGACAAAUCUUAAUCAAUUUACAUGAAAGUAUAUAUCUAAAAUAUCUAAUUUUGA